Molecule: messenger RNA, 530 nt
Organism: Penicilliopsis zonata CBS 506.65
Lineage: Eukaryota; Fungi; Ascomycota; Eurotiomycetes; Eurotiales; Aspergillaceae
Exons: 2
Coding region: 137-370 (77 amino acids)
Source: RefSeq, a predicted model, not a curated record
CUCAAGACAAGGUCCUACUUUCAAUCCAUAAUCCUUUGUGACUUCCAUCCCAAAGAGUCUCUUCAUUCUCCUUGAUCAGCAGCAAGGAAACGUUUCUUCGCCUUGAUUUCUCCCAAAGACUUUUCAAUCCUCCAAAAUGCGUCUUGCAGCAGUCUCACUGGCGGUUGUCGCCCUAACCCCUGGAGCUUCCGCCUUUUUCUUCCGAAUGCCAUGGAUACCACUUACAAAGAUCCCCGUCCCUUCUAGCGGUGGCAGCGGAAGUACACCAUGCGCAGUCUACAACAACAAUCCGAACUUUGCCUCUUGUAGCUCGGCCGGUGGAUUAUUCCCAGCCUUUGAUUCCAAUGGGGCGUUCCAAGGCUGUCUAUGAAGGGAGCACGCAAUACAAGAUAAAGAGAGGUUUCUUUUGGCUGCUUGGUUGAAUUGGUUCAGGAUCAGUGUUUAUCUUGAUUUGUUAUGUUAAUCUGCUUUUUUGGUUUACUUGGAAGGAUGGGUAGUUUAAGAAUUGGCACAAUGAAUGGCAAGACCCU